Molecule: messenger RNA, 1449 nt
Organism: Ceraceosorus bombacis
Lineage: Eukaryota; Fungi; Basidiomycota; Exobasidiomycetes; Ceraceosorales; Ceraceosoraceae
Source: the annotation of a GenBank genome assembly
AUGGCUGCCCAACUCGCUUCUGGUGCAGCUCCAAAAGGCAUCAACGUCGCCAUCAUCGGUCAGUGCCGCUGCUAUCGAAAUUGCCUUCUCGCAGAUCGGGCGUACGCUCAAGGGGUCGAAGCUCACACUCAACUUUGUGGACUCUACCACUCUUCGCAGGCGUCGGCCUGGUGGGCUCAGCUGUGAUCUCUCAGCUGGCCGCUUUGCCGAUCUUGAACAUCAUCUCUCUGCAAAACAGCAGGAAGAUUCUUCUCUCGCCGAGCUCAGCAGCCCUCAAGGACUGGAAGUCUUCCUUGGAUGGCUCCACAGACUCUGUGCCAGCGCUGCCGGAGCUGGUCGCUACCUUGCAAAAGCUUACCAGAGAGACUGGCAGACACACUGCGGUGGUCGACAACACGUCCAACGACUCGGUCGCCAGCUUCUACCCAGAGUUCCUCAAAGCCGGCUUCAGCGUCGUGACUCCCAACAAGAAGGGCGUGUCCGGUUCUUUGGAGCUGUACACUCAGAUCCUUAAGCUUACCAAUCCGGCCCAGGCAGGCGCACCGCUGUUCUACGGCGAGUCUACUGUCGGCGCAGGUCUGCCCAUCCUUGGCACUCUCAAAGACCUGGUCAGCACUGGAGAUGAGGUGAUCAAAAUCGAAGGAGUCUUGUCCGGCACUCUGAGCUACAUAUUCAAUGAGUUCUCCACGCCAGCAGGCGCUACAGUCAAAUUCUCCGAGGUGGUCAAGGUGGCGAAGGACAAUGGAUACACUGUAAGUCUGCAAAUCCCUGCUGUGAGGGGAUCUGCUGGCUCAUAACGUCGAUCUUUCGCCCAGGAACCGCAUCCCGACGCUGAUCUGUCGGGCUCAGACGUGUCGAGGAAGCUCACCAUCCUGUCUCGCCUCAUCCCUUCGCUCGUCAACCUGCUUCCGCAAGGCUUCGAAUCGGUGCCCACUUCGUCGUUGACGCCGGAAGGGCUCAAGGAAGAGCAGGACGGAGAAGUGUACACGCAAAGGUUGAAAGAAUUUGAUGGAGAAUUUGACGCGCUGAGAUCGAAAGCUGCCAGCGAAGGAAAGGUACUGAGAUACGUAGGAACCAUCGAUGUUGCCAAGAAGGAGAUCAAGGCGAGCUUGGAAAGGUGAGUGUUGCAGCUUGGACCGCACCGGAGUGAGCAACCACGAUACGCCACACGAGUGGCUGGCCACCACACGCAUGCUCUUGGCCAGCCAGUCCACCGAAGGUGCAUGUAAGUUGGCAAAGCUGACACCAGACUGCGCAACUCUCAACAAUAGCUACCCAGCCACGCACCCGUUUGCCACCUCUCUGUCUGGCAGCGACAACAUCAUCGCCUUCCACACCAAGCGAUACUCGGCUAGGCCUCUGCUUGUGCAGGGAGCAGGCGCUGGUGCAGAUGUCACCGCUAGCGGCGUCACUGCAGAUCUUCUCAGAGUGGCGGAAAGGAGAGGAUGA